UUAUGCGUAACUUUAUUUGAACUGGUUCACGUAUUUUUGGUGUGCAGCUCAGAAUGUCCUGUAUUUAUGUAGCGGCUUUUUCUACAGUAUCUGAAUUUAAAAGUGAAAGCUUACAGAAAUGCAGUUUUGAAGCAGGAUGAGAUUUUCACAUGGGGUUAUAUUCAUAAAGUGAUAUAUACUGAUACACAUCCACUAAUUAGUAAAGGACUGGACUGUAAUUGGGCCUAGGCUGUCCCCUGGGGUGCUUGGUCAUUCAAAUGCCUGUGCGAUGCUGCCCACGUCGCUCUUGAUUGUGCGGAAGUUCUGGAGGGAGCAUUGGGCUUUGCCUAUGCCUAGCUCUCUAUGCCACUGCAGGGGUUGUAAGCUUACUGCAGGUAGUCCAGCUAAAUCAAAAGAUAUUUUGGAGAAUAAAGCCCCAGUAUGUAGAGUGUUCUGGAAGAGUUGGGAUGGUGCAUUCUGGGGAAUACCUGGAAAUCAUUGGCACUGGCUUUCUGGUUUUCUAAGCCUUUUUUUCUUUAAACACUAAUUAUAUCCUGGUCCAUUGGGUAAAAAGCAUUGGGAGGAAGGAAGAGGGGGAUUUCCACCAAACUUGUGUUGGACACAAAUGGAUAAUCGCCUCCUAUGCAGGCAGACCUCAAGAUAGGAAGCCGAGGUUUCUGUGAUACUGGAGUUGUGGUGCAGAGUACUUUAUCAGACGGACUUUCAGGUGAAAUUUAGCAAUCCAAGCCGAGAUAUUAGCUCAAGGAAGGAAAAAUGAUCGUCUACACCGUUGCGUGUAGCUCGAGAUUUAUUUGAAAACUUACGUGAAGAAUAUUGUUUUAAAUAGAUGUGCAUGAUUGUGACCAACGCUGAACUUUUUUGAAAUCAGCCUUACGGCUCACUAUUUUACAUACUAUUUUGUCCUAUGAAUAUUUUGCUGACGCAGCUUUCCACCCAAGUGCUGUUAAGAUUGUCAUCUGCAUAAUGGUAUAGUAUAUAUACUAAUAGUAUAUAUUAAACAAUGAAUGAAAAAAUUAUAUUGGGGCGAAUAUGUCGGACUCCUAUAUAAAAGGCUGGAAUGUAGAAAAUGAACCUUGCCAGGUAAUUUCGUAUGAAUCAAACCGGGCAUUGCAGUCGUGACACCACGACAGGCAUUUUGGGAAAAUAACUGACACCUUACAGGAAGCUAAUACAGCAAUGCUACGUUCAUGUUUAGGAUAAAAAAAGCUAGACGUAUGGAUGGAUAUUUUAGACAGGAGCUUCGUAUUUAAAUGCACACGCAAAUACAAUGCGUUGCGGUGGACAGCACCCCCCUCACCGCAUGCUCCCCAACAUGUGUCUGCGCACUUGGCUCCCGGAGUUAUUUCUCGCGAGAGGACCGAAACAAGGACAAGUUGGACCGCAGAAGAAAAGCAUUUCGUCGUCGACGGACAUGAAAUGGGGCAGGCGGCCGCUCGAAGGGCGGAGGAUGCCGACCGGGCAUUUAACUGGUUUCCUCAACAUCGGCUAGUUAAGAAAAAAAACAACAACUUUAUUUUUAUUGGCUCGCGUAUUGUGGUGGGCGGCUCAUGAUAUCUUGUUAUUUUCUCCUACUGGUUUUGUUACCUGUCGGUCAAACUCUGAAGCACCUCCCGCCUCCAGCGCGCACACAAUUGGGACUCACUUCCUGGGUAAAGCGAGGGUCUCCGACGAGGCAGCUUCUAACUUCGCUCCUGGGAAGCGAGAAUGAGGAUAUUGUGCCUCCUUGAAAGGACACCAGUGGAGCAGAUGCUUCCUAAUAAAGAUGACUAACAUAAGUCUAACUCUUAGGAAAAACUAAGCCAGUCUUUUUUUAGAGGACAGAAUCAGGCAAAGAAAACAAGCUAAUCUUAAUACUGCAUUUUGUAGCAUUUUCCUGUCAGAUAAAAGGAAAUCGUAAACGCCAGCCUUCCGGACCACAGAGGCCAUUUCAUUUCCAGAAAAUCCCCAGUUUUUUCAAAACUCCAGCCUCACCUACUCCGGCAUUCCCAAAGUUUUGGACUUGCAGCUUUUUGCAGAACAUGGAUAAGUGUCUUUUUGUCUACCGACUAGACUAACGUAUGAAUUGUCUCUGUGGUGUAAUGCCGUAGGGAAACUAAUACUUUCAGUGAGUGUGAUGAUAAACACUCUCCAGUCGACCUCUGAACAUCUAGUUACUGACUUCACUGCACUACAAUAUUGUUUAAAGAUCAACACUAUAUUAACUACAGCUGGAAAGUUUUCUUACAUCAACUAACAAUUCACCGUGAUUUAUGUGUGAAGUAUUUAAGUAAUGCUGAAAAAUAACUGGAUGCAGAAGCUGUUGAAGGCAAGUUUGAAGCUGAUAUCCUGACUGAGCUGGUGACCUUUAGCCGUUUAGUCCUGUAAGAGCUAUUGGGUUGUUUACACCCUGUGCAAUCCAUCCGAAAGUCAGCCUUUGUUUUAGGAUUCAGACUCAGAAUGUUGUAGAUUACAUGCGUGUAAACCUGAGAUGUCGUCCUGCUGAGCAGAAGUGCGAAUCUUCUGAAUGCACAUUGUAACGCCUGAGCACUGAAAUGAGGAACUUGUGGCGUUAUUUAGCUGCUGAUUUCCCGCAAAGGUGCUGAGGGGUGUGCAUGCCCUCUACCUCAGUCGUGUUCCGCUCUCCAGCCAUGUGCCGCAGGCCCAAGCGGAUCCGGGUACCUCAGCACCGAUGAGCGCGUCCAGCCACCAGAAACUCUAGUGUUGGCUCCAUUUAAGCCCGUCCGGUUUGCCAGGAAGCGAGUGCAGCGAGAAUCGGGGCACACCGGGCCAGUGAGGACACCUCCCACUCAGGGUUCAGGAUGCCCUCGCCGGAUGUGGCUCCCCCCGACCCCGCAGAGGCACUACUGCAUGGCCAGUUUAGUGGCUGGAGCCGUGUGGGGGGUGGAAACAGCGAUGGGAAUGGCUGCCCCAACAGCCCAGGGGGCGGCGGGGCCAAGUACGCCCUGACGCUGACGCACUCCCACCUGCAUGUGCAGAGGCUGUUAGCCCGGCCCGGCAGGGAGGCUCGCCUGCUGCUGCCCCUGGCCGAGCUGCUGGGCUGCAGCUGCCCCCGGCACCCCGCGCCCCCCCUGCUGCUGCUUUACUGGUACCCCUCGGGUCGGCGCCGCAAGGGCGUGUCCCGGCGGCGGCAGGUGAGGGCGUACCUGGCAGAGAGCCGCCCUGAUGCCGAACGCUGGUGCGCCGCCGUGCAGUGUCUGCUCAGAGGCGUGACCGUCUGUGCCGCUACAGAAUUCAACAAAAGCCUCCUGCCUCGUCCCCGACGCUUGCUGCUAUUGGUUAACCCCUUCAGUGGGCGGGGCCAGGCUAUGCAAUGGUGUCAGAGCCACAUCCUGCCUAUGAUCAGAGAGGCCAGCAUUAGUUAUAACCUCAUUCAGACAGAACGUCAAAACCAUGCUAAGGAGUUGGUUCGGGAGAUCUCUUUGGCGGAGUGGGACGGGAUCGUCAUUGUCUCUGGUGAUGGACUGCUGCAUGAGGUAAUAAAUGGACUGAUGGAGCGGCCCGACUGGGAGGAGGCGAUAAAGACUCCAGUGGGGAUCCUUCCCUGUGGCUCUGGGAAUGCACUCGCUGGAUCUAUCAACCAUUAUGCAGGCUAUGACAUGUGCCUCCGCGAGCCCCUCCUCCUGAACUGCUGCUUCCUGCUCUGCCGUGGAUGUGUCAGGCCCAUGGACUUGGUCUCCGUGAUGACCAGUCGGCCAGCCUCCAAUCAGAACGGACGGCCGACCCAAAGACGUCUCUUCUCCUUCCUGUCGGUGGCCUGGGGCUUUGUGUCAGACGUGGACAUCGAGAGCGAGCGGUACCGCGGCCUGGGCUCCGCCCGCUUUACCCUUGGCACUCUUGUACGCCUGGCCUCCCUCAGGUCUUACAAGGGCCGCCUGUCUUACCUGCCUCCCACGGCCGUGACAGCCUCGCCAGACGCCACGCCCCCCCCGCAGAAGCGGCCCCUCUCCCGGAGCAUCACUGAGGGCCUGGAGGGCUUCUGUAGGACCCCCAUCCACCGGACCGUCUCUGACAUGGGCUUGAGUGAACAGCGGAGUCUGCAGAGGGGCGAUGAGGAGGGUGAGCAGGAGAGGCAGAAGGAGCGGGAGAGGAGGCGCGAGAGGAGGCGUGGGCGGGCCAGGGGCGGUGGAGUGACCCGGACUAGCAGCCUGGCGGAAGACAGAGAGCGGGAACGGGAGGCAGAGAGGGAGCGGGAGGGGGGUGAUGUGCAAGAUGGAAGCCCGCCUGAGGAAGAUGGCAGGACAGAGGUGGGAAUGGAGGAUUCUGACGACAGGGAGGAUGAGAGUGCCACAGACGGGAAGAACGGCAGCUUGGAAGACGUCCUGGAAGCAGUGGAAGCGAGUGAGCAGUACGGGGCAGGAACCGGGAAGGACGAGUGCGACAGCUGCUAUCAGGAGCGCAGGGAGCAACGCAAGAACUCUGCCCCGUCCAGUCAGAUAGUCAGCGCCAUCUGCGGCCCUCCCAGGGGCCCAGGCCCUCAGCUGGAGUGCGACUCCGGCUACUGUCCUGAGGAGGCGGAGCUGAAUGGGACGUACGCCUUCCCGCGGCAGCCCUACACACUGGAAAUACGGGAGCGUGCUCUCACCAUCUCCUCCCCCUUCCGCCACAUCACCCGCUCCUACAAGCCCAAAUCCGUGGAUCAGAACCAGAAUUCUUCCAGACCACGGCCUCUAUCUCUGCUCCAGUCUAACUCCAACUCCCUGCCCCCAAAGCUGUCCCUGUCCAUGUCCCCGCCCACACCCCCCUCAUCCCCUUCAGCUGCCUCGUCACUCACAUCCACCUACCUCACCCCCCGGCCAGGAAGUCCUGGCUCAGCGUCUCCCUCCCCGUCCCUCCGGUCCCCAUCACCCUCCUUCACGUUCGACAUCGCCGAGCCAGCUGGCCCAGUGAAGACCCGCUCCGCCAUCAGUGAGGUUUACGCCCCCCCCAGAGAUGACCUCCUCCCGCCACUGGACCAGCCACUACCAACUCGGGACUGGGUGACGGUGGAGGGUGACUUCGUCCUUGUGCUGGCCAUCUACCAGUCGCACUUGGGGGCUGACCUCCUGGCCGCCCCCCAGGCUCGCUUUGACGAUGGCCUUAUCCACCUGACCUUUGUGCGGGCCGGCAUCUCCAGGGCCACCCUGCUGCGCCUCUUCCUGGCCAUGGAGAGGGGCGCCCACAUGAGCCUCACGUCCCCCUACGUGAGUCACGUCUCUGCCAAGGCAUUCCGGCUGCAGCCCCUCUCCCCCCGUGGGACCCUCACCGUUGAUGGGGAGCUGGUGCCGUAUGGACCCCUGCAGGCACAGGUCCAUCCUUCCAUGGCCAGACUCAUCGUAGGCGACCCUGGAGUGAAGAUCACCAGACUCUGAAUGCUGACUUCCUUCAAUUGUAGCAUUUUACUUUGAGAGAGGAGUUUGUUUGUGUGUGUGAGUGUGUUUUUUAUUAUUAUUGUUGAUAUUGCCUGGAUUGCAAUAAUGAAUCAUUUCUGAUUCACUUUAUAGUUGACUGCUCUGGACUUUUUGAGGCUUUUAAGGUGCAUUUGCUAAAGGGAUCACUGUAGCACUUGUGGUGUCGCUGUUGAAUUGGGAUGAAUUCCUUGUUGAUGUGGCUGGCUGGACGUGUGACGUCUCUAAGAAUGAAGAAUAAAAACGUGUGUGUGUGUGUGUGUCGUUUUGUGCUAGUGUGUAUACAUUUCAGUGUGUUCACGUGCGUCAUCGCGUUACGUGUCCCUGCCUUAUCGGAGAAAGCUGCCUUCUGUGAGCCACGGCGAAAACCACACCCUCCUGUGCACAUAGCCCCUCCCACUGCCCCGAAACCUCCCCCCACCGGGAAUUACAGCACUGAUUCAUGGGUAAAUACAUUCUACAAAUUCCUUUCUGACUGGCCUAUCCUGCUCACAAAGGUCAUUUACUGGCACUUAAAAAAAAUAAAAAAUCUAAAACACAUACAUGUUUUCCUUGCCAUUUAGGAAAAUACAGUUUUGAAGAGUUCAUGCUUUGCUUAUUUUACCAUGAAUUCUCACAUCAGUAAAUUUAUCGCUGAAUGUCUUCGAUCUUGGUGUUUACCGUGCCACAAUAAGGGAGCCUAAACUGUACUGUUUCACUAAAGGGGAGGUCAUACCUUCAGUGAAAGCUUAUAGCAAGCAGACAAAAUACAGUGUUCUCUGGUGUUUCAGGGAACACUUUUUGGCUACUCGUGAAGUGUCCUAUCCUCAGACGUCUUUGCCCUGCUGACGAAAGUGUAAUAGUAUUAAUAAUUAAUAAUAGUGAAUUUCCAAAUAGAUCUGUUCUAGUGUUUCUCAGUGCUGGUCCAUACAACUCAUCAUAUUCUGGUUUUCAUGUUUUGCUGGACUGUUUGUUGAAUGAAUCACUUCAAAACAGGCUUUGUUUUCCAAACUAAUUUAUUGCUAGGAAUACUUAUGCUCCUGAAAAUGUAAUGUUUGCCCCUUCAGAGACAUAAAGCAGUUUUCAUCGUUUAAUUAUUUACUAAUUAUAUGCUCUUCAGUUCUAUUUGUUUCACAAAUGAACAAGUUACAGAUAUGCAUUCGGUUGGCAUAUACAUUUCAUGUUUUGUUCUUUUGGUGUACUGUGAUCGAAUAGUCCUCAAGGAAUUUUAUCAUUUGGUGCAGUGAAUGAAUCACUCAAUCUUACCUAAUUAUGGAAGAUUUCAGCUGGACCGAGUGUGAGACCAGGACUGAGAAGCACUCAUUUACACAAAAGAGCCCUUUCAGGUGUGUCCGUGUGGCUUCUGCCUUGCGUCUCCUGCAUCCCUGUAUGUCCACAUGCUGUGGUUUGUUUAGUCACUACUGCUAUUACCAAGGACAGCCUUGGAAGGUGCUGAACUGACCUGAUGAGGACUUACCAUGUGACCUGUUGUAAUACAGAUGCUGGAAUCCUGUCACACAUUGUGUGAUGAUCGGGCUGUAAAAACCAAGAGUCUCUGUAUUUCAGAAGAAAGUGGGUUUAAGUUCACCCAAAAAAAUGCUUUUGAUAAUUGUAUAGUUCUGGCGGUUCUGGAAAAAGCAGGUGUCCUGUAUUUUAUUGGGCCGGUAUAGUCUGAGGAAGAAAGACCAGAAAUGAAGCCCUGUAAUCACACCCCGACCAGUUCAGUACCAGGCUUGGUUUGAAGUCGGAUCAUGGCCUGUUGCUUUCUGACUGCUGGGGGAGCUUGGCUAUGUGUUUCUGGUCAUGUAGGAUCAUGGUUCCAGUUUUUUACAGUCUCAGAGUUUAAACCUGCUUUAACUUCAUCCAUGAGCAAAGACAGUGUCUUAGAACAAUUUGAUAUUACAAUAAUAAUAGUAAUAAUAAUGGAUUGUGACCAUCUCUAAAUAAUGGCAGUAAGAUGUCUUGUCUAUAGCUGAUGCUUGUAAUAAAAAAUACAUCACUUAUAUAUGUACAGUUGAUAGUUCUAUAAGUUUGAAGCUUUUCUUCUUGAUAAUAAAUUUAACUUGGAAAGUG
Messenger RNA from Brienomyrus brachyistius, 7436 nucleotides. It is a transcript of the gene sphk2, whose product is annotated as sphingosine kinase 2. Gene Ontology annotation, biological process: sphingosine biosynthetic process; sphinganine-1-phosphate biosynthetic process; positive regulation of apoptotic process. The coding region runs from base 2799 to 5348 and encodes 849 amino acids. Lineage: Eukaryota; Metazoa; Chordata; Actinopteri; Osteoglossiformes; Mormyridae. Gene Ontology annotation, cellular component: intracellular membrane-bounded organelle; membrane; cytoplasm. The record is from RefSeq and is a predicted model, not a curated record. The transcript is spliced from 7 exons.